AUGGGUCCGCAAUCUGUGGGGUGGGCGGGAGAACAGGGGGAUGAAUGGGUGGGAGUUGGUGCUACCAUCGUGAAGCAGAAUCCCGUCAUCAGAGAAAUGUCCCAGUUUGCUUUCACGUUCUUUCAGCUGAUUGCCUGCAAAGUGGGGUUUCAGAGUGGAUGCUGGGAGGGGCCAGGCCUCGAGGAGGAGGCGGGGCCUGUCUCAUCCUGCCAGGAUGCCUCGUGGAGGGCACAGGGCCUGGAAGUGAACGUCCUCGGCUGCAGAACCAUGGCCGCGGGUUUACUCUUCACAGAAGCUGGGGUUGAAGAGGUUCAGCUCUUUACUCUAUCCUGGGAGUUCCUGUCCUUACAGACAAAGACAGGGAUUUGUUUGCUGCAGGAUGGUAAUCAGGAGCCUUUCAAAGUGCGGCUGCACCUGGCCAGAGAUAUUCUGAUGAUCCAGGAGCAGGAUGUGAUAUGCGUGUCUGGUGAGCCUUUCUAUUCUGGUGAAAGAACGGUGACCAUUAGACGACAAACUGUAGGAGGAUUUGGAUUAAGCAUAAAGGGAGGAGCAGAACAUAACAUUCCAGUUGUCAUUUCAAAAAUCUCCAAGGAGCAAAGAGCCGAGCUCUCGGGACUGCUCUUCAUUGGGGACGCAAUUCUGCAGAUAAAUGGGAUUAAUGUGAGAAAAUGCAGACAUGAAGAAGUGGUUCAAGUUCUUCGGAAUGCUGGAGAAGAAGUGACUCUGACGGUCUCAUUUUUGAAAAGAGCACCUGCUUUCCUCAAACUCCCCCUGAACGAAGACUGUGCAUGUGCGCCGAGCGACCAGAGCAGCGGCACCUCCUCUCCUCUCUGUGACAGUGGUUUACACCUCAACUACCAUCCCAACAACACAGACACGCUGUCCUGCUCAUCGUGGCCUGCAUCCCCAGGCCUGAGGUGGGAGAAGCGAUGGUGUGACCUCAGGCUCAUCCCCCUGCUGCACUCGCGCUUCUCCCAGUAUGUGCCGGGGACGGACCUGAGUCGGCAGAACGCUUUCCAAGUCGUCGCCGUCGAUGGGGUGUGCAGCGGGGUCAUCCAAUGCCUCUCCGCUGAGGACCGCGCGGAGUGGCUGCAGGCACUAGCCACCAACAUCUCCAGCCUCACGAAGCACAAUAUUAAAAAAAUCAACAGAAACUUCCCUGUAAACCAGCAGAUCGUCUACAUGGGCUGGUGUGAGGUGCGCGAGCAAGACCCGCUCCAGGACCGCGUGUACUCGCCCACGUUUCUCGCCCUCCGGGGCGCAUGUCUGUACAAGUUUCUGGCACCUCCAGUGACCACAUGGGACUGGACCCGAGCAGAGAAAACGUUUUCAGUUUAUGAGAUCAUGUGCAAGGUUCUCAAGGACAGUGACCUGCUGGACCGGCGGAAACACUGCUUCACCGUGCAGUCCGAGUCAGGGGAGGACCUCUACUUCUCCGUGGAGUUAGACUCUGACCUCGCCCAGUGGGAGAGAGCGUUCCAAACAGCCACCUUUCUGGAAGUGGAACGGAUACAGUGCAAGACAUAUGCGUGUGUGCUGGAGAGUCACCUGAUGGGCCUCACCAUUGACUUCAGCACCGGCUUCAUCUGCUUUGACGCUGCGACCAAGGCGGUACUUUGGAGGUAUAAGUUUUCUCAGCUCAAAGGUUCUUCGGAUGACGGCAAGAGCAAGAUCAAAUUUCUGUUUCAGAAUCCAGAUACGAAACAGAUUGAAGCAAAGGAGCUGGAAUUUUCGAAUCUCUUUGCUGUUCUUCACUGCAUUCAUUCGUUCUUUGCUGCCAAAGUGGCUUGCUUGGACCCUCUCUUUUUAGGCAGUCAGGCUACUGCUUCUGCUGCUUCCAGCUCCGGGUUGACAAGCAAAGCCAAGUACAUGACUUGA
Molecule: messenger RNA, 1878 nt
Organism: Hippopotamus amphibius kiboko
Lineage: Eukaryota; Metazoa; Chordata; Mammalia; Artiodactyla; Hippopotamidae
Gene: SNTG1
Product: syntrophin gamma 1
Exons: 18
Coding region: 1-1878 (625 amino acids)
Cellular component (GO): intracellular anatomical structure; dystrophin-associated glycoprotein complex
Molecular function (GO): protein binding; structural molecule activity
Source: RefSeq, a predicted model, not a curated record